Molecule: messenger RNA, 543 nt
Organism: Phycomyces blakesleeanus NRRL 1555(-)
Lineage: Eukaryota; Fungi; Mucoromycota; Mucoromycetes; Mucorales; Phycomycetaceae
Exons: 4
Coding region: 1-543 (180 amino acids)
Source: RefSeq, a predicted model, not a curated record
AUGGACGGAAAGCUUAUUUCCAUCAAAAAACCAAUUACUACCAACUCUGGUAACAGUUACGCAGAUUGCAAAGGAAAUAUCAGCAUGAAUUUUAUGACCAUUUGCGAUUAUAAAAAAAGAUUUAUUCACAUUGCAACUGGUACAUCUGGUAGUCUUCAUGACGCUUGUGUGUUAAAGUUGGGUGAUCUUUAUCAGGAUCUGAUUUACCGAGGACUAGAGACGUGUCUGGAAAAUACGUAUAUAAUUGCUGAUUUGGCGUAUUCACUGUUACCCCAACUUUUGACACCGUUCAUUGCUGCCUGUGGAGAUACAUCCAAAAACCAAGAAACUGUUCCACUUACCACGGGACAGAAACUAUAUAAUGCACACCUUUACUUGAAGGAUGUUGAAAUACUGACUCGAGCAAUCAUGACAUGCUGUGUUUUACACAACUUGUAUAUAAAUGCUGAUGAUACUUGGGAACUUGAAGAGAAUGGAGACGAUGAUAUCUUGGGAAUUUUUCGAAAUUCAGAUAAUGAAGAUGGUGCUGUAUUUGGGCUGUGA